GGCAAGCGCAGUGCGCCCGCCGGGGAGGCAGUUCCUUCCUUAGUUGGUAUGAGCGGCGGAGGGACUGAGGCCCCUUCGGGGGGCGAGGGCGCCCCCACCCCCGCCGCGGUCCCGGUAGGAGGCAAGAAACGAGACUCGCAGGGACCGGCGAGCUCGCCAGUUCACCUUAUUAUCAAGGAUCUGGGAGAGAUUCAUUCUAGGCUGUUAGAUCAUCGACCAAUUAUUCAAGGAGAAACACGUUACUUUGUGAAAGAAUUUGAAGAAAAACGGGGCCUCCGAGAAGUGAGAGUUCUUGAGAAUUUGAAGAAUGUAAUCCAGGAGACAAAUGAACAGAUUCUUCCUAAAUGUAGAGAAACAAUGCAGGACCACCUGAGCCAGGCUCUGCAGAGAUUGCAAGCAGCCAGCCAUUUAGUCCAUAAACUUCAGCAGAAGGAACAGGAACAAAGAAAGCUUAAUAAUCAGUACUUACUGAUUAGUGAAAAACAGCGCAUAACCCAAUGGGAAGAUUUCAUGAAAGAGCAACACAACAAGCAGGCUGCAGUGGAUGAAGAGCACAAAAAAGCCACAGAACGUCUUAAAGAACAAUAUGCUGAGAUGGAGAAAGAUCUAGCUAAAUUUUCAUCUUUUUAAGAACUUGAAUAACAACAUACAACAAUACAAAAACUUUUCUCUCCACUGUGCCAAAAAAAAAAAGUCACCAGACUUACUUGUCCUCUGUUACAAACUUAGCAAUAUGUUUUGGUGGUAAUGCUAUAUCAAAGAGUUGAUAAUAAAGAUGAAAACUUUUGGUAGAGUUCAGAUUUAAUGUUCAUUAUAAAAAGAAAAGAGUCCUAUAUGCCUCCAACUUUAAGUGCCUCUGUAUAAUUAUUUAGGUGGGGGAGUAGGAGGAAGAAUGGAAUGAAUUGAUUCCUAGACCAUCAGAAUUUGUAGUCUAUCCAUGCCCACUGAAUAGAUAAGAAAAUGGCAAAUGUAGCAGAAUUCUCAGGCUAUGAAAGAUAAUCUAAUCCAUUCUCAUACAUGAGAAUUCACGUUGGAUUAUUAUACUUGUUUAGACAAUGUAUACAAUUAAUUACCAGUCAUCCCCAGACCAUAGGAGGGGAAUGCAUAUUGUUCUUAUGUGAGUAACAUUCACAAACUACUAGCCUUGAAACAGCUUGGAGUAAAGAGUUGAAAAUCAAAAGUAGUUUCAGCAACAGCAGUGUGUUUGUUGAAUAAUAAACUACUUACUUUAGGAUAUUGAUGUGAACUGUAUAGUCACAUCAUGACUACGUAUUCCAGUGGACUAAGCAAGAUUUUGUCUUACAAAGACUAGUGGCCUUUUACCAUGUAAGAUUUUGAACUUUCAAAAUUUGUUUAGGGAAGAGCUUACCAAAAAUCUGGGUUAUGCUUUUUACCCUUUUCAAGAAUCAUGAUCUUACCCAUAGUAUUUACCUCAUUAUAUGUCUUUUGCAGGGGAUUAAGCUUUUUAGGUUAAAUAGUAUGCACACAUUUUACAGCUAUUAGAGUAAUCGGUCCCUCUGGGACUGUAUAUGUAUUCUGGCUCUGAAAGAACCAAAAAUGUUGGCUCAUAUGGCAGAAAGGCUAUGUUAGAUAUCAAGACGUUUUUAGUGAUAACGUGUGUUCUCGUAAGCAAAUGUAUUAUGGUGUAAAAUGUAACAAUGCUGUCAUCACUGUGAUCUUUAAAAUAUGCAUUUAACAAUCUUACCUGGAGAAUGUAAGUUGUAUUUCUUUAUUUAGUCUUUGUAAAUCAAGAAGAAAUCAAAUGCGAUAAUAACUGGAGGAUAUAUGUUGCAAAUGAAUCCUAAAGCAUGGAUAAAUAUUUCAAAUUAUGUUAUAACUGCUAUGCAGUGAAGAAGGGAACAAGAAAAAAAAUCCAUCUCUUGUUAUCUCAGUGUUGUGACUGCAUAAAAUCGACAAUGGUUGCCUGUGUAACUUAUGGCUUAGUGUCAAAGCUCCAUUCUUGGCAGCAUGUUGAAAAUGUGAUUAAAGUUAGUAGAGGAGACAGAAUAAGUAUUUGAGAUUUCUUUCAAUAACACUGAACUUCAGCCAACUUUCUCUGUCCGCUACCGUAAGCCUGACAGGUUCAUCAAUCAUCUUGUGGUCCAUGGAGUAAAAAGAGUCCUUGCCGACAGUAAGGCAUGUUGGAAUUUUGUUAAUUCUCUUUAGUGGAUGGAAAAAAAAAAAAACAACAUAGCUCUAAAAUAUCCCACACAUGAAAAGUAAGGAAAGCCUUAAAUAAAAAUCCCUUUUUGAAUGAAA
This is a messenger RNA of Vombatus ursinus (common wombat), 2259 nucleotides long. RefSeq names its product biogenesis of lysosomal organelles complex 1 subunit 5 (gene BLOC1S5). The transcript is spliced from 5 exons. Lineage: Eukaryota; Metazoa; Chordata; Mammalia; Diprotodontia; Vombatidae. The record is from RefSeq and is a predicted model, not a curated record. Gene Ontology annotation, cellular component: BLOC-1 complex; transport vesicle. The coding region runs from base 49 to 630 and encodes 193 amino acids.